Penicillium olsonii is the source of this 1494-nucleotide messenger RNA. The record is from the annotation of a GenBank genome assembly. Lineage: Eukaryota; Fungi; Ascomycota; Eurotiomycetes; Eurotiales; Aspergillaceae.
AUGGCGGAGGCCACAGAUGGCGAGCAGCCCAGCCGUAUGGCGAAACGCGUCCUGAAGAAAAUUGACCGAAGACUCAUACCCCUGCUGUUCACUACUUACAUGUUCAAUUUCAUGGACAAGGUCAUCUUGUCUAGUGCAUCUGUUUUCGGGCUUCGCGAUGACACGCGCUUAGUAGGCCAGCAGUAUAGCUGGGUUUCGUCGGUGUUCUAUUUUGGAUACCUGGGAUGGGUAUACCCGACAACAUUGUUGAUUGCACGUUUACCUGCCGCGAAGUACUUGACGGCCAACACGCUAUUCUGGGGUGCUGUCGUCGCACUGACGGCGGCCUGUACCAACUUUGGUGGUUUGAUGACCGUUCGCUUCUUAUUAGGAGUGGCAGAGGCAACAAUCACCCCCGCAUUCAUGUUCAUCACUUCGACUUGGUAUACACGCGAUGAGAUCCCCACGCGCACGGGGCUGUGGUUUGCUGGAAAUAGCGUGGGAGGCAUCGUGUCUAGUCUAAUGGCCUACGGCCUCGGUCAUGUCAAGGACAACGUCGGGCCAUGGCGAUGGAUGUUCAUUGUCCUCGGAGUCGCGACCUUCCUCUGGGGAUUCGCCAUCUGGACACUUCUACCGGACUCUAUUUCCAAGGCAAGGUUCCUCACCGAAGAAGAGCGUCAAUUCGCAAGCUCCAGAGCCGUCCUUGCCGGCACAGGAGCAACGGAAAAGACAGCCUGGAAGUGGAACCAAGUAGCCGAAUGUCUCAUCGAUCCCAAGACCUGGCUGGUCUUCGGCCUGGGGAUAUGCACCCAGAUCCCCAACGGAGGGACGCAAAACUUCGCCAAUCUCGUCAUUGUCUCAUUUGGAUUCACGAACCUCCAAUCCACACUAAUCACCAUCCCUUACUCGCUCAUCUCCGUGGCUACCAUCACCGGCACAGGCUGGCUUGCAGGACGCUUCCGCCAGCUCAACUGCCUCCUCAUUGUGGCCACGGUCAUCCCUUGCGUGGUCGGGAGUGCAAUAAUUUACUCCCGUGCGCAUAUUGGAUUGGGCGUGCAGCUGUUUGGGUAUUUCCUUCUGUCGCCUGGACCUGCAGCUAUGCCGUUAGCCAUGUCCCUGGUGCAGGCGAAUUAUCGGGGCGUCACUAAGAAAAUGACGGUGACUGCAAUGCUCUUCCUUGCGUAUUGUGCAGGCAACAUUUCUGGGCCCCAGUUUUUUCUCAGUACAGAGGCACCGCAGUAUGGUACUGCGUUUCGUACGAUUAUGAUUUGCUAUUCGCUGUCGGUUGCCCUGGCGAUUACACUGCGCUGUUACUUGCAAUGGACGAAUGCUCGUCGGGUACGGGUGGAAGGGUUUGAGGGCAGUGCUGGAAAUGCAGGCGCUGUCGGUGGGAAGGUCUCAGAUCCUCAUGAGUCUAGAGAUGUGUCGGAGAUGGUGAAUCAAGUACAGCCGGUGUCUGAUGAUUAUGAGGAUAUCACGGACUGGAAGACACCAGGGUUCAGAUAUCGAUACUGA